Messenger RNA from Rhipicephalus microplus (southern cattle tick), 2817 nucleotides. RefSeq lists its product as uncharacterized. Lineage: Eukaryota; Metazoa; Arthropoda; Arachnida; Ixodida; Ixodidae. The record is from RefSeq and is a predicted model, not a curated record.
AUGAGACCCCGGCUCGUCUUCGUCGCCCUGGCCGCAUUCGUUCUCCUGAACUUAGGCCAUACCGCGCCACAUGAGCGAAAAUCGUCUGAACACUCUGAACCAGACGAAAAUGAGCUCGCUGGUGGAGGCUCUCGAAAGCCAACACGUUUAAUUGAAAGUAGCAGAAGUGAUGCAGAGACGACCACAUCAACAUUGAAAGGAAGCAGCAACAGCCACCAGGACGAAGUAAAUGACCAGGAGGAAGACUGCGAUGAGGCGAAUGCAGAAUCAGGCUCAACCACACCCGCAGCAGACAGUGCAAGCCAAGUUGAGGAGCUUGCAGAGGCCGAAGACUCUAAACAAACCAUGAAAUCCGGCACAAACUCAAGCGGAGCCGACAGUGACAGCCAAGACAAAGUCCACGAAGAGGACGAACACUCCAACGAAACUAAUGUUUCUGGCCUGACCUCAACCGAAGAAAGCAUUGAAAGUCAAAAUGAUGAGCACGAACAAGGAGAAAAAAGCACCGAAACUACUACAGAAUGUGGCCUAAUCUCAGCUGAAGCCAACAGUGGCAGUCAAGAUGAACAGAACGAAGAAGAUGAAGAACACUUCAACGCAAUGACUGCAGAACCUGGCACAGUCUCCACCAAUGCAAAUAGUGGCAGCAUUGAUAAAGAGCGCGAAGAGGAAGACGACUGCAAUGAGGAGACUACAGACUCGGGCUCAACCUCAACCGAUCAAGACGUUGGAAGCCAAGAUGAAGUCCAUGAAGAGGAAGAGGAAUCCAACGAGACUAAACAAUCAGGCUCAACUAUAACCGAAGAAAACUCUGGAAACCAAGACAACGAGCAGGGAGUGGAUAAAGAAUCCAAGAAAGCUAAUCCAUCUGGCUCAACCAUAAGCGAAAAAAACAGUGGAAGCCAAGAUAAAGGGAAUGGAGAGCAGAACUCCGACAACGUAGGUACAGAAUCUGGCUCGAACACGGCCGAAGCCAACAGUGGAAGCAAAGAUGAAGAGCUGGAAACGGAUGAAGACUGCAACGAAACAACAGAAGCUGGCUCAACUGAAACUGAAGAAAACAGUGAAAGCCAAAAUGAAUGUAACGAAGAGCAGCAAUCCACCAACGAAGCUGCAGAAAAUGGUUCGAACUUGACCGAAGACAACAGUGGAAGCCAAGAUGAAGAGCACGAAACAGACGAAGACUGUAACAAAACAACAGAAGCUGGCUCAACCAAAACCGAAGAAAACAGUAGAAACGAAGACGACGAGCAGGAAGAGGACGAUGAAUCCCAGAAAACUAAACCAUCUGGCUCAAACAAAACAGAAGAAAACAGCGAAAGCCAAGAUGAUCAGCACGAAGAUGACGAAGACACCAAUGAAAUGACCGAAUUUGGCUCAACGACAACCAAAGAAAACAGUGGAGGCGAAGAUGGCGAGGACAAAGACUCCAAGAAAAAUAAACCAUCUGACUCAACCAUAACCGAAGAAAACAGUGGAGACCAAGAUGAAGGAAAUGGAGAGCAGAACUCCAAGAACGUAAGUACGGAAUUUGGCCCAAACACGACCGAAUCCGACAGUGAAAGCCAAGAUGAAGAGCCCGAAACAGAUGAAGACUGCAACGAAACAACAGAAGCUGGCUCAACCGAAACCGAAGAAAACAGUGGAAGCCAAAAUGAAUGGAACGAAGAGCAGCAAUCAACCAACGAAGCUGCAGAAACUGGUUCAAACUUGACUGAAGCCAACAGUGGAAGCCAAGAUGAAGAGCAUGGAACGGACAAAGACUGCAACAAAACAACAGAAGCUGGCUCAACCAAAACCGAAGAAAACAGUGGAAGCCAAGAUGACCAGCACGAAGAUGACAAAGACGCCAAUGAAACGACCGAAUGUGGUUCAACGACAACCGAAGAAAACAGUGGAGACCAAGAUGACGAGGACAAAGACUCCAAGAAAACUAAACCAUCAGGCUCAACCAUAACUGAAGAAAACGGUGGAAGCCAAGAGGAAGGGAAUGAAGAGCAGAACUCCGAGAACGUAAGUACGGAAUUUGGCCCAAACACGACUGAAUCCGACAGUGAAAGCCAAGAUGAAGAGCCCGAAACGGAUGAAGACUGCAACGAAACUACAGAAAGUGACCCAACCGAAACCGAAGAAAACAGUGAAAGCCAAGAUAAAUGGAACGAAGAGCAGCAAUCCACCAGCGAAGCUGCAGAAACUGACGCAAAUUGGUCUGAAGCAAGCAGUGGAAGCCAAGAGCAGAAAACGGAGGAAGACUCCAACAAAACUACAGAAGCUGGCUCAAUCGAAACCGAAAAAAACGGUGGGAGCCAAGAUGAGGAGCAUGAAGAGCAGGAAGACUCCAACGAAACUCCUACAAAAUCUAGCUCAUCCUCAGGCAAAGCCAACAGUGGCAGCCAAGAUGAAGAGCGCAAAGAUGAAGUCUUUUAUGAGAUGACGACAGAAUCAGGCUCAACUACAACUGAAAUAAAGAGUGGAAGGCAAGGUGAAGAGCGUGAAGACGAGGCUGACUCCGGGGAGACCAUUACCAAAUCUGGCUCAAUCUCAACCGAAGCAAACGAUGGCAACAAGGAUGAAGAGAAAGAAGAAAAAGAAGGUUCAAACGAGACUACUGCGGAAUCUGGUUCAAGCAUGACCGAUGAAAACAGUGGUAGCCGAGAUGGAAAGCAUGAAGAGGAGGCAGACUCCAACGGGACGACCUCAGAAUCUGGCUCAUCUUCUAGUGAAGAACAAAACAGCAAGCCUGACGAUGACGAAAAAUCUUCGUGGUUUGGUCCACUGAAAAAACUUCCCGAACUAUUCUCGGGACGUAGUGCUUGA